Messenger RNA from Aspergillus alliaceus, 3731 nucleotides. RefSeq names its product peroxidase/cytochrome P450 family protein. Gene Ontology annotation, molecular function: peroxidase activity; heme binding; monooxygenase activity. The record is from RefSeq and is a predicted model, not a curated record. Gene Ontology annotation, biological process: response to oxidative stress. The transcript has 13 exons. The coding region runs from base 360 to 3677 and encodes 1105 amino acids. NCBI's taxonomy places the organism in Eukaryota, Fungi, Ascomycota, Eurotiomycetes, Eurotiales, Aspergillaceae.
CAUGAUCCUUCCUGCACUCCCCGCGAGUCUAAACUAUGUAUUAGUAUUACUUGACAGCAUCCAGGAUGAGGGUCCAGCUGUGAGAUAAUUAAUUUACCCCCUAGACUGAUUAAUUAGUUUUCCUCUCAAUCGGAUUCGAUAGCCAUGAUCCACAUGCACAGUGUUAGGGAUCUUGACCCCAUGCUGUGUGUUCAGCUUUUAAAAGCUACUGCUCCGUACAACAACACAGGGGCUCUGCCGGUCGAGACUCCUCCCUUCCAUUUCCUCUAGUUUUUAUUUCUCUCUUGCUUUUAUACCCCGCUUCGUGCCUUAUCCCUAAUUCUUCACCUUGCACAUUCCUCCUUAUACCUAUAAUCAUAAUGUUGCGGAGAUUUUCUACAAACUUUAAGAGGUCAAAGAGCGACCGCGAUACCAAGCAAAAUGGCACUCCGGUGAACGGAGACAAGCGCCAGUCCAAAGUGUCGCCGGUGCGCAAGCCGUCUGCAGACGAAGAGAGGAGCAACAAGGCGGAGGAUGGCGUAUCGGUUUUCGACAAGUAUGCACAGGUCCUCCAUGCUUCGAGAAGCCCUCUACCCAACCAGACUGGGGACGGGGCCACUUUUGAGGAACAUCAGGGUAGUCGCAUGCAGGAUCUUCGCGCUCUUGGCUUCCAAGAUCUUGCUACCGCAAAGAACCUGAUCAUGUCGAAAGCCAAAGGGGAGCCUGUUGAUGAUAAGACGAUGCUUAUGGAGAAGAUUAUCCAACUCGUCAGCGGUCUCCCAGGAAACUCGAAGACUCGCGCUGACUUGACAAACGCAUUUCUAAACGAGCUAUGGGACUCCUUACCCCAUCCACCACUCUCAUACAUGGGCCCUGAGUAUUCCUAUCGGUCCGCCGAUGGCUCCAACAACAACCCUACCCUACCAUGGCUGGGUGCCGCCAAUACCCCAUAUGCGCGGUCAAUUGCCCCGUUGACUAUCCAGCCUGGGGGCUUACCCGAUGCAGGUUUGGUUUUUGAUAGCCUCUUUGCUCGUCAAAAGUUCAACCCUCACCCGAACAAGGUUUCCAGUCUGUUCUUUGACUGGGCAUCCUUGAUCAUCCACGAUAUCUUCCAGACCGAUCCCAGGAACCCGCACAUUAACAAGACUUCCGGUUACUUGGAUCUCUCCAUCUUGUAUGGUGACGUUCAGGAAGAGCAAGACCUAGUCCGGACACACAAAGAUGGCAAGCUGAAGCCCGAUGCUUUCUCUGAGCCUCGGCUCCAGGCUUUCCCUCCUGCUUGCUGUGUUAUGCUAGUCAUGCUUAACAGAUUCCACAACUAUGUGGUGGAACAGCUAGCAGAGGUCAAUGAAAACGGUCGCUUCACCAAGCCUGGCUCUCAUCUCUCUGAAGAACAGGCAAAGAAGGCUUGGGCAAAAUACGAUGAAGAUCUUUUCCAGACUGGCCGCCUCGUCACAUGUGGCUUGUAUAUCAAUAUCACCCUGUACGAUUAUCUGCGCACGAUUGUCAAUUUGAACAGAGUAAACAGCACAUGGUGUCUGGAUCCCCGAGCGCAAAUGGAGGGCAACGACCCCACACCAUCUGGCCUGGGUAACCAAUGUUCUGUGGAGUUUAAUCUUGCCUAUCGCUGGCACUCCACCAUCAGCGAGAAUGAUGAGAAGUGGACCGAGAAGAUCUACGAGGAGCUAAUGGGAAAGCCCGCCGCUGAGGUUACAAUCCCAGACCUGAUCAGGGGUCUUGGUAAAUACGAACAGGGUCUUUCGAAAGACCCUUCGGAGCGUACUUUUGCUGGUCUUCAACGCCAGGAAGAUGGCACUUUUAGGGACGAAGAGCUUGUGAAUAUCCUCGCCAAUGCUAUCGAAGAUGUUGCCAGCUCGUUUGGUGCACGUAACGUUCCCAAGGCUCUUAGAGCGGUUGAGAUUCUGGGGAUAAAUCAAGCCCGUAGGUGGAACGUCGGCUCCCUUAACGAAUUCCGCAAGUUUUUCGGCUUGAAGCCUUAUGAGAGGUUUGAGGAUAUCAAUUCGAACGAAGAAGUUGCGGAGGCCCUGCGUCAUCUUUACGAGCAUCCAGACUAUGUUGAACUCUACCCUGGUAUUGUUGCUGAGGAGGCCAAAGAACCUAUGAUACCUGGCGUUGGAAUUGCUCCUACAUACACUAUCUCUCGUGCGGUCCUAUCCGAUGCUGUGGCUCUCGUCCGAGGCGACCGCUUCUACACUGUCGAUUACAAUCCUCGGAAUCUGACCAACUGGGGAUACAAUGAGGUCCGUUACGACCUCAACGUGAACCAGGGAUGUGUCUUCUACAAGCUUGCGACCAGAGCCUUCCCUAAUUGGUUCAAGCAUGAUUCCAUCUAUGCUCAUUAUCCCAUGACUAUCCCCAGCGAAAACAGAAACAUUAUGAAGAAUUUGGGUAGGGAGUCUCAUUACUCCUACGAUCGCCCGGCCUUCACGCCUCCUCACGUGAAUCUGGUAUCGUACCCUAAUGUCAAGCUGGCUUUGGAGCGUGAAAAGGACUUCCGCGUGGUCUGGAGUGGUGCCACUUCGCUCACCUCCGCCCGAGGAGGCGAUGACUUCUGGAGCAAGUCAUUGAACAAUGAUCAGUGGCGAAAGAACAUCAAGGAUUUCUACGAAGACAUAACCGCCAAGCUGCUACAAGAUAAGUCUGGAAAUCUUGCGGGUAUCAAGCAAAUUGAUAUCACACGGGAUAUUGGAAACCUAGCACCUGUUCACUUUGCCUCGAAGCUCUUCUCUCUCCCAUUGAAGACCAAGGAGAACUCCCGCGGAGUCUUCACCGACAGUGAGACGUUCAUGAUUAUGGCCGUGAUCUUUACUAGCAUCUUCUUUGAUAUCGAUAAGACCAAGUCGUUUUCUCUUCAUCAUGCAGCUCGUGCCGUUUCUCAACAGCUGGGUCAAUCCGUUGAGAGCCAUAUCAAAUCUAUCAACUCCCCUGGAUUCCUUGGUGGCAUUAUUGACAGCUUCCGCAAUGACCACAACGUCUUGAAGGAAUAUGGCGACCAGCUGAUCAAGAAGCUUCUGGAAAGUGGCUUGGGCGUGUCUGAUGUCACGUAUUCUCAGGUGCUGCCUGCAGCUGUGGCGAUGGUCCACAACCAAGCUCAGAUGUUCACCCAAAUUAUCGACUAUUAUCUUUCCGAGGGCACAAAGCAUCUCCCUGAGAUUAACCGCCUUGCCAAGGAGGAUAGCAAGGAUUCCGAAGAUAAACUGAUGCGUUACUGCCUGGAAGCCUUCCGCCUCAAUGGAACAUUCGGAUCCUACCGUGAGGCCCAGACUGACCUCAGUAUGACCGACGAAACUGGGGAAGUCGACAUCAAGCGAGGCGAUAAGGUAUUCGUUGGUGCUGUGAAAGCCAACCGCGAUCCUAAUGUUUUCCAAGACCCCAAUGAAGUGCGUCUGGACCGACCUCUAGAAUCUUACAUCCAGUACGGGCUCGGCCCACAUACUGGCUUGGGCAAGGAAACUACCUUGCUUGCACUGACGUCCAUGCUGCGGGUUGUCGGUGGCUUGGACAACCUUCGGCGUGCACCCGGCCCUCAAGGUCAGCUGAAGAAGAUCCACCGUGAAGGUGGUUACUAUGUCUAUCUGAGGGAGGACUGGGGAAGUUACUCUCCAUUCCCAACAACCUUCAAGGUCCACUUCGACGGUGCAAUCCCGGCCCCCAAGAAGCGCUUUACCUCGUCCUAAGAUGUCGUCGCUUUGAAACCCGAUAUGUUCUCGAGGCUGAAUAAUUUGUUCUAG